Molecule: messenger RNA, 2490 nt
Organism: Strongyloides ratti
Lineage: Eukaryota; Metazoa; Nematoda; Chromadorea; Rhabditida; Strongyloididae
Exons: 3
Coding region: 1-2490 (829 amino acids)
Source: RefSeq, a predicted model, not a curated record
AUGAAUAAAGAUUUUUUUGAAUAUACAGUGCCAUGGAAUGUAAUGCCACCAAUGAACAUUGAAAAAGAAAUAAAAAAUCAAGUAUCAAAAAUAUCUUUAUCUGAUGCAAAAGAAAUAUCACUUGUCUUAAAAUGUACACCAGAAUCUUUUAAAAUGGAAAUUCAUAAAAAUAUUAAUUUGACAAAAAUAGAUAAUUUAAAAAAUGCUAAUGUUCAUGAGAUAGAAUCAAAAGAUCCAGUUGUAGUUAAAAAUGAAUUUUCUAAAAUUACUAGUAAAGUUGUUAGUGAAAAAAAGCCAAUAAGAUUAGACUUUAUACAAAAUUUGAAUGAUUCAAAAAAUAAAAAUAAUUUUAGUAAAUUAGGAAUUGAUAAAAGCUUUGAUAGUGAAAAUAUUGUUUCAAUAAAGAAUCAAAAUAUAGAAAAAAUGGAUAAUCAAGAGUUACCUAAUAUAAUAAAAAUACAUAGUGGUGAUAAUAAAGAUAUGCAAAAUAUUAAAAAUGAAAUGUCAUCUAAGAAAACUGAAACCAUUAAUUUAGCUUCAAACAAUUCAGAAUCUACUGAUGUUGGAACUGCAAAAGAAAUUAAAAGGAAAGCUGAAUUAAUGGAUGAAAAAAAAAUUGAAAUUGUUAAUAAAUGUGAGAAUAAUAAUGAUAUUAAAAAUAUUUGUUCGAAUAAUGAGGAACCGAUAAAUAUUGAUAAGACUCAAGAAAUAUCUAUUAAAGGUGAACUUGAAAAUGCAAAUUUAAUACAUGAAAUGAAAGAAGAGGAAAAAAAAGAUACAAUUGAAGAAACUGUAAAAAAAGAAUUAGAAGAUACUCUUUCCAAAAAACAAUCACAUGAGAAAUCAAAAGAAAUUUGUAAGCUUGAUAAUGAAGAACAUUUAUCUACAACAACUGAAUUAAAUGAAGAAAACAAACCUAUUAAAUGCAAAGAAAAUACAGAAUCUUCUAAACUUGAACAAAAACAAAUUUCAAAAUCACUGUUAGAUGAAGCAAAAAUACUUACUAAUUCUUUAGAGCCAAAAAAAGAAAACCCAAUUAUAAAACCGUGUCUUCAAGAAGAAAAUAAAAAUUCAUUUUUAUCUUCAAAAAAUAACGAUGAUGAAAAUGAAAUAAAAGAUUUUUCAAAUUCAAUUAUUCAGAAAGAAGUUAAAAACCCAGUUCAAAUUAUUAAUAAAGAAUACGAAGAACCCUCAAUAACUGUUGUUAUGGAAGCUAGCAAAGAUAAUGCUAUAAAAAAUAAUAAUAAAGAGAAUCAAGAGAUAGAUACUCAGCCAAAAGUUAGUCAAUACACAAAUAAUGACAAUAUUUUAACAUCUAAUGCCUUUGAAAUAAAAAAUUUAGAUGACAUAACUAAAAAUGAGUAUGAAAAAACUACAAAAGAAAAAAUUGAUCAUAUUGUUCAGAACAACGAAGAAAAUUUGCCAAAGAUUCUUGAAAAUAAAGUAGAAAUAAACAAUGAAAAAAUUUUGUCAAAAGAUAAAAAUGUUGUAACUACAAAAGAAUCUAAUCAAGAAGUAAUUAAAAUUCCAAAUAAAGUUUCAGACAGUAACGAUAAAAAUCAGUUAAGCAAUAGUUUAAAACAAGUAUGUGAAAAUGUAGAAGCUUUGGUUAAAGUUCAAGAUAUUCAGAAAGAUGAAAAAAUACCAGAGAUACCAGCAAUUAAAAAUAUCAAUAUUCCUAAUGAAUCAUUUGAGAAUACAACUAAAGAGCAAUUAGAUAAUGCUGUAAAUAGUUCUAUUGAAGAAAAAAAAGUAAUAAAUGAAAGAGUACUGAGACCAAAUAUCUAUGAGGAAGUAAAAGCUCCUAUGAAUGUUGUUACUAUGGAAAAAGAUAUUAAUAAAGUGAUUGCAAAUUCAAUAAUUCAUGAGGAAAAUCUUUUGAAAGAUAACAUUAUAUCUGAAGCUAAGAAUGUAGAAAAUUCUCUAAAACCAAUUAUACAGAAUGAAAAUAAGAACUCGAAAAAAACCUCUAAUAUGAAUAUUAAUAAUCAAAAUACAGAAAUUACAAACUCAAAAAUUGAAAAUGACGAUAAAGAAAAAAAUGAUUAUAAGUCACCUAAUUGCAAAGACACAAAAGAAUCAAAUAGUACAAUUUCUGACAUUCAAAAUAAAGAGGUAGUUGAAGAGACGAAGAAAUCACCGGUUAAAUUAAAACAAUUUCUUAAUAAAGCUAAAAUAAAAUCCAACCAAAUUAAUCCACUUCUUUCUGAUUCUAUUGGUAGUAUGAUAGAAGAUUUAGAUAACAAUUCUUCAAAAAAAUUGCCAACUGAAAUGCUAGUUCAAUCUGAUAGUAAUAUCUCUUCAGCUUCAGAUACUUUACAAUCAAUUGACAGUACUAGCGAUUUUAAGAUUAAAAAGAAAAGUCAAAAAAAAAGAAAAUACCAUUCUAGUGAUAACGGAAAAAAAUCCACAGGCUUCAAUUAUCCUUUCCUUAUUGGUAUUACAUCUAUCAUAAUCAUCGCUACAAUAAUAAUUCAUCGAAAAACAUAG